Brassica napus (rape) is the source of this 966-nucleotide messenger RNA. RefSeq lists its product as uncharacterized. The record is from RefSeq and is a predicted model, not a curated record. Gene Ontology annotation, molecular function: RNA-DNA hybrid ribonuclease activity; nucleic acid binding. Bases 1 to 966 code for a protein of 321 amino acids. The transcript is spliced from 2 exons. NCBI's taxonomy places the organism in Eukaryota, Viridiplantae, Streptophyta, Magnoliopsida, Brassicales, Brassicaceae.
AUGGCGGCAAAACCCCUAUUGAAAUCAGGUCUUCGAAAGUCCAUCGGCUCUGGGUACAAUACGAGAGUUUGGGAUGAACUGUGGCUUACUACAAAUCCUCCCCGCUCGCCAUCGGGUGUAAGGCCUAUUCAGAAACCAAACAUGCUGGUACAUGAGCUUAUCGACCGCCACUCUAAGAGCUGGAACGUGGAGUUGUUGAAAAAUUUUACUGCCCCAGAAGAUAUCUCGCUUAUAACUAGUAUACGCAUCAUCAAAUCUUUCAAAGUUGAUAGUUUCUGCUGUGUCCAUACAAAGUCUGGAAUAUACUCCGUCAAAGCCGGAUAUGACGAGAAAUGUCGCUUGGAUAAUGAACAACCCGCUGAGGCAUGUACUGAGCCGAGUACUACCAGCUUAACACAGCAGACCUGGGCUUUAGCGCAUCUACCUCUACAUCCGGGUGAAUUCCCGUGCUCCUCCAUAUACAUCAACUUUGACUGUAUCCUAAAUCGGAUCCAUAUUCGUAAUGGAACCGAGGAAAGCCUGGCUCGCACCCCAUGGGUCAUAUGGUUCUUGUGGAAGGCGUGUAAUGCAAAGGUCUUUGAUAACAAGGACAUCUCGUCAAUGGAAGUGAUACAAUCAGCGACGUCAGAGGCGGAGAGUUGGCGACUGGCGCAAAUUACCCCGGAAGUAACAGAGGAGAACGGCAACAUUCCUACGCCGGAGCUACUGUAUAGACCGCCACAAAGACCGUUUUGUCGUUUUGACGCAUCAUGGAAAGGAGAUGAUGCUCGCUAUGGUGACAGACUCGUGAUAGAGAAUGAGGAUGAGACUACAACCUUCGGUUCAUUGGCUAGUAACCGAACGUUGUCUCCCCUACACGCAGAGUUCGGUACUCUGUUGUGGGCCAUGAAAUCCUCGCUAACUCUUGGUCACGAAUCGAUGGCCUUUGAAUCAGAUUGCCUGCAACUGGUUAGGCUCAUUGAGUAA